UUCGAUCGAGUAAGAUGCAGUCCUGCAUAGAACGAUCAGUUCUUGCGCUUACGGCUCUGGUCCUUUUUGGUACCCCGGUUGUUCAGGCAGUACCAUUGAAGAAAGAGGCACACGAAAAGGAUGAUUUUAUUUCUUAUCGGUUACCAAAUAAUACGCGCCCUAUCAGUUAUGAUAUAGAUAUAACAACGCGUGUGGAUAAGGGAGAUUUUACUUUUACGGGUCAAGUCGAUAUUUUCCUAAUAGUGGUCAAUGAAACUCACGAUAUUACUAUUCACGCCCGCCAACUUACUAUAAAUUUCAUAGAGUUAAAGUCCCAGUUUUUUCCUUCAGUGUAUCCAACGGUUUAUUCAUAUGAUAAUGAAACGGAAUUUUUGAGAAUAUAUACUGGGGUCAUUCUGAAGCCAGGCGGAUAUACGUUGCGUAUAAAAUAUGAAGGUGAACUCCGUAAGGAUAAUGCUGGAUUCUACUUGUCAACAUAUACAGAUGACAACGGUAAUACGGUCAAUCUUGCCACGACCCAAUUUGAAGCGACUGACGCCAGGCAUGCUUUCCCAUGCUAUGAUGAGCCUGCGAUGAAAGCCUCCUUCAGGCUCUAUGUCACACAUGGCAGUAAUUAUACAGCUAUUUCGAAUAUGCCAGCUAUGGAAAACCCUGUUGACAAUGAGGACGGAACUUCGACAACAUCUUUCGCUGCAACUUAUAGCAUGUCAACCUACUUGCUAGCUUUCAUUAUAUCGGACUUUAAAUCAACCGAACUGACAAGCAAGAUACCUCAUCGAGUGUUCUCACGAAAUAAUACUAAAAAUGAACAGAGAUUUGGCUUGGAAACCAGCGGUAAAACUUUGGAGGCAAUAGGCGAUUACUUGAAUGUACCUUACGAUUUACCAAAAAUGGACAAUGCUGCGAUCCCAGACUUUGCGGCAGGUGCGAUGGAAAAUUGGGGGUUAGUCACGUACAAAGAGGACUAUCUUUUGUACAAUGAAGGACAAUCAACUACGCAAACUCAAAUUAGAAUUGCACUAACUAUUGCCCACGAAUUUGGUCAUCAGUGGUUCGGAAAUUUGGUCAGCCCUCUGUGGUGGACAUAUGCAUGGUUGAAUGAAGGCUUCGCAUCAAUUUUUGCAUAUAUCGCAUCCAGCGCGGUAUUCCCAGAGUGGGAUCUUUGGCAAGUUUUUCAUGUUUCAGAAUUCCAAACGGCUCUCCGGAAUGAUGGUGAGGCUAAUCCACGACCCAUGACUGAUUACGUUGAAGCGCCGAGUGACAUUUCGAAGAUUUUCGACAGCGUGAUUUACUCAAAAGCGGCAAGCGUCCUCAUUAUGUUACGCCACGCCUUUACGGAAAGUACAUUUAAAAAGGCUCUUUACAAUUAUCUUAACAAGCUGGAAUACAAGUUUGCUGAAGAAGACGACCUUUUCCUGAGUUUCGUGGUAGCGAUCGGGGAGGAUAAUAUUUUCCCGCCCGGUAGAGAUGUUGAUUUGUUCAAGAUGCUCAAAUCUUGGACUAACCAAGGAGGCUUUCCGUUGAUAACGGUUACUCGCAACUACGAUAAAGGAACGUUUGUAAUUACUCAACAGCCAUUCAACGGUGACAGUGCCCCUUCGAGUACUGACAAGCGAUCCUGGUGGGUUCCCUUCAAUUUCGCCGCUGCUAGGAAUCCUAAUUUUAAUGAAACUGAAAUGUAUGAUUACUUGAAUGUGGGAGAAUCAUCCAAAGAGAUUUCUUCAACUGCGGAGAAACAAUGGGAGAAUAGCGAUUGGAUUGUCCUGAACAAAAGGUCGACUGCAUACUACAGAGUCAACUAUGAUAUCGACAACUGGAAGCUUAUAACCCUGGCAUUGACAAAAGACCUAGCCCAGUUCCAUGUGAAUAACAGAGCACAACUCCUUGAUGACUCAUUUAGGCUUGCUGCUGCUAAGAUUUUAAAAUUCGAAAUCUACUUCGAAUUAUCUUUGUAUCUACAAAAUGAAAAUGACUACGCUCCAUGGAUGACCGCUGACCAACAUCUGUCCGAACUUAACCUAUAUUUGAAUGGUGACAGCGAAUAUGAACUAUUCCAAUUUUACGUUCAAAAAAUGAUUGAAAAUUUUUAUGAAACGGUUCGGUAUACAGAGAAUAUGGCCGAGGAACCUUUGCUUAAAAUAUUGCGAAAUGUCGCUAUUAAUUGGGCCUGUCGAGCAAAUUAUGGUGAUUGCUUAGACAUGACGAGCAACAGGCUUCGUGAAUACAUCGAUUUUGAAAAAAAAAUUGAGCCCGACUUGAGGGCUAGUAUUUUCUGUAACGGUUUGACGAAAGCAGGAGAAAAAGAGUUCAACUAUCUCCUUAAAGAGGUUAUGACCUCGAAGGAUCAGGCUUUCCGAAGCGAAAUGAUGGCUUCAGUGCUUGGUUGUGUGCAAGAUGUCACCUUGCUCCAGCAAUAUUUACAAACAUCUAUUCAAACCAAUGGUUCUGUAAAUUAUCGAGCUCAGGAACGCACAUCCGUGAUUCCCGGUGUAGUCGAUAAAGGACCAAUUCAGUUGGCGGUAGUAAUCAACUUCUUAAUUGAAAACCAUGCGCAGUACCAUAAAUUGCUAUCCGGGUGGAGCAACGUUAAUCCGUUACUAACAGUGACAGAUGAAAUUGCAGAGAAGAUAGUCAGCGAACAACAAAAGGCGCAAUUUGAGCAACUCUUGGCGAAAUUGAAGGAUUAUAAGGACAUCCCCCAGUCGGAUUUAGAUCAAUUACGUGAUAGGGUAAAAGCUAAUCUGGAGUGGAUAAAAGGUCACCGUGACGAACUGAUUUCUUGGCUCAAAAACUUCAAAAAGGAUCCAAAAGGACCUGGUGGCGGAGCUACAGCCAUUGCUCUAUCCAUUACAGCGAUGACGGUUGCCACUUUUAUAUCAAUAAGUUCUUUGUUACAAGUUAUACUAACUUCUGCUUGCUGUUAAAAUGUAGAUAUUAAAUUCAUAAUAUUAGUCAAGCUGGAGAAGUUUCUUUGGCUUGUAUCCAUCACAUA
Molecule: messenger RNA, 2992 nt
Organism: Hermetia illucens (black soldier fly)
Lineage: Eukaryota; Metazoa; Arthropoda; Insecta; Diptera; Stratiomyidae
Product: aminopeptidase N-like
Exons: 6
Coding region: 15-2924 (969 amino acids)
Biological process (GO): peptide catabolic process; proteolysis
Cellular component (GO): cytoplasm
Molecular function (GO): metalloaminopeptidase activity; peptide binding; zinc ion binding
Source: RefSeq, a predicted model, not a curated record